AAAUACCUCCGUAGCGGGCCUUCAAUUUUCAAGAACCUCAUUCACAGACUGCAGCCUCGAAUAAAAACUUCAAGCAUUUAUGAAAUGUCAACACACGCAACGGCAAACUAUUCCUGUGGUUUCGUGUCGUUGUAUUCUCUCAGAUGAUGGCAGGCCGCAAUGACGCCCUAGCGAACAAACGACGUUUACGGUCACAACAUGGAGAGGAGCCCUCAUCAAGCGUUUCCAAGAAACGCCGCCUUGAGUCGUCGGUCGGACUGCCCGUUAGCGCUGCUGCUGCGACGAGCUCUAAACCUCCGCAGCCAGAUGGAUUCAUGAGUCGGAGGCGCCGCAAGGCAGCUGUGGACUCAUAUGAAGUUCCAGAUUCAGAUGAGGAACAGGUGGAGCAGACGGGGCAGCCUGACCACGAUGACGCUGCGAAACCCCAGAAAUCACAAGCCCAGGCUAGCCGUCGAAAAGCUAGUCUCUACGACCUGCCACACUCGUCCGAGGAUGAACUAGGUUCUUCGGCUGUGCAGCCACGUCCUGGCCGGCAUCGGCCCACCAAUGCUGCCGUUGACACAUCUGGGGUGAACGGCAUUGGCCGUGCCUCGCUCGCGAAUGAAGGCAAGCUUGAAAACAAGAAGCGUGGCGGGCAUACGAAGCGAGAUCACGAAGCCAAGGCUGGUGAGCUGUCACGGACCGAAGAUGAGGAGUCCAAGGAUGUUGCCCCGCCACCCGGCAAAUCUAUUUCCGAGACGCGUCGGUCGAGACGCGCGCCAAACGGCACGUCAAACAAGGUUUUACCAGUACCUAAAGGGAUCUUGACGCCUCAAAAGGGCAAGAAUGCCAAUAGUGACCGACAGAAGAGCGUAGUAUUCGAUCGCGGGCUAGAACGGGACUCUUUGGGCGACAUAGCGGCUGGACCGCCAUCUAAAUUGGCUAACACACGCAAAGGCCGAUCACGAGCAAAAGUCACGGACGAGCUUCAGGUUGAUGAUGAACUUCAGAAUGAUAUACAGGCUGAGCAUGAAGACGAAGAACCCGGUAAUGACGAAGAGGAUGACGACGAAGUAUGCACCAUCUGUCUCAAGCCCGACUCGGAGGAGGGCAACCAGAUUGUAUUCUGUGACGGCUGCGACGCCGCUGUACAUCAAGAGUGCUACGGCCUCUCGGACAUUCCUAAAGGGGAUUGGUUCUGCCGCAACUGCUCGCAAAAUGGCGCAAGCUCCACCACUAAGCCAGGAUCGAAGGGAACCGAGCCGUGUGUAAAUGCACAGGAAGAUCAGAAGCCCGAUAUCCCGAAUUUCGAUCAACAUCUCCGGUCGAUGCAGCGGGUGCUGCUCGAUCGUUGCGCGGGCAGGCGUUGGAUCAAGCUGCGAGGGCAAGAUGAGGCAUAUGAGAAGGCUUACCAGCUUGUGGAGCAGACAGUUGUUGCGGGAGAGGGCAACUCAAUGUUGGUGAUAGGUGCUCGCGGUUGUGGGAAGACAACGCUUGUAGAAUCCGUCAUCGCUGAAAUGUCCGGGCGUCACCAAGAUCAGUUUCAUGUUGUGAGGCUGAACGGGUUCAUUCAUACUGAUGACAAGCUGGCCCUGAGAGAAAUCUGGCGCCAGCUUGGCAAAGAAAUGGAAGUUGAGGACGAGCUCGUCAAUAAGACCACCAAUCAUGCUGAUACAAUGGCAUCGUUGCUGGCCCUGCUAUCGCAUCCCUCAGAGAUAGCGGAGGGGCUAGACGGGGUAACCUCCAAAUCGAUCGUGUUUGUGAUGGACGAGUUUGACCUGUUCGCUACACACUCCAGACAAACCCUCCUCUACAACCUUUUUGACAUUGCUCAAGCUCGAAAGGCGCCGAUUGCUGUCCUCGGGCUGACAACCAGAAUUGAUGUGGUGGAGAGCCUCGAGAAGAGGGUCAAAAGUCGGUUUAGCCAUAGAUAUGUGUACCUCUCGCCGCCAAAGAGCCUGCCUGCGUACUGGGAUGUAUGCAGACAGGGACUGAUUAUCGACGACGAGGAUAUGGUGGCAGAGGGUAUCGACAGGAAAUUACAGGGUCACGGCGCCUUUUGGGAUUGGUGGAACGGCAAAAUCGAGGCCCUUCACAAGACGCCGGAGUUUACAGACCACCUAGAAACACAUUUCUACAGCACCAAAUCUGUCCCGGCCUUUCUCACGACCUGCAUCCUGCCACUCGCAGCACUUUCUCCUACGACGCUGUCGCUACGGAUAGCCGGGCCGUCGGUAUCUAACGUGUCACUGGAGGCGCCGGACUCGAAGCUGCACCUCCUUGGGUCGCUCUCGGAUUUGGAUUUGUGGAUGCUUAUCGCGGCUGCACGGCUGGACAUUGUGGCGCACACAGACACGGUCAACUUCGCCAUGGCGUACGAUGAGUACACGUCGCUCAUGAGCAAGCAGCGGGUUCAGUCGGCGAGCUCCGGCAUGCUCGCGCUGGCCGGAGGGGCGCGGGUAUGGGGUCGAGGCACGGCAGGCAUGGCGUGGGAGCGUCUCGUUACUCUAGGCCUGCUUGUGCCGGCGGCGGCGGGCGGCAGGGGAACGGCCGGCUUGGGCGGGUUAGAUGCCAAGAUGUUCAAAGUGGAUGUCGCGCUCGAGGAGAUCCCAGCAGCGGUCAAGUUGAAUGCCGUCAUGUCGCGGUGGUGCAGGGAGAUCUGACCAGGCCUGACCGGGACGCCGGAUGGCCCCCCAAAUGAAACAAACAAUAGUAUCUUACAUGCUGGAUAACGUUACAACAUAUGUGGACUGUACAUACAAGCCAAACGGCCAACCGGGUGUUCCCAAGUUCUUCCUACCUCUACCACGGGUGUCGGAUGGCUGGCUCAGAUGCUUAGCGCCUAUCAAUAAUCGCAUCUCAUCCGAUCUCACCCCUUUCCGAAAGGCGGAAAGCCUUGUCCAGAGGGCUGGGUAGGUGCUGUACCGCUGUACAUACAGUACUCUACGUAACCCCAUACGUUACAGUACACAAAACACACCUCGUUAGACCCGGCACCCGGCG
Molecule: messenger RNA, 2982 nt
Organism: Canariomyces notabilis
Lineage: Eukaryota; Fungi; Ascomycota; Sordariomycetes; Sordariales; Chaetomiaceae
Exons: 4
Coding region: 147-2642 (831 amino acids)
Biological process (GO): DNA replication; DNA replication initiation
Cellular component (GO): nuclear origin of replication recognition complex; nucleus
Molecular function (GO): ATP hydrolysis activity; ATP binding; DNA replication origin binding
Source: RefSeq, a predicted model, not a curated record